This is a messenger RNA of Tetrapisispora phaffii CBS 4417, 1293 nucleotides long. RefSeq names its product putative protein kinase ISR1 (gene ISR1). The record is from RefSeq and is a predicted model, not a curated record. Gene Ontology annotation, biological process: protein phosphorylation. Bases 1 to 1293 code for a protein of 430 amino acids. The transcript has a single exon. Gene Ontology annotation, cellular component: cytoplasm. Gene Ontology annotation, molecular function: ATP binding; protein serine/threonine kinase activity. NCBI's taxonomy places the organism in Eukaryota, Fungi, Ascomycota, Saccharomycetes, Saccharomycetales, Saccharomycetaceae.
AUGUAUACGUAUACGAUGCCUCUUGAUCAACACUCUCUCUGUACAUGGUCUCUUAUGCCCCCCUCUCGGCCCCCCCCUCGUAAUCCCGUAAGGCCUGAAAUGGAACAAUACUCCUCUUCGUGUUGUUUGAACAAUGACAUCGAUCUCAUUGUAAAUAAACCAUCAGUUUCAUCUCUUAGUCCACUACAGAAUAAUGUCGCGAUUUUAUCAAGUAAUGCCUUCUAUAAUCCGUCUACUUCAAUUGUUCCGCCCGAUUUGGACUUCUUCACUAACAGACAGCUGCGCUUGCGAAAAGUCAUCGGCAAAGGCGCCAUCUCAUACGUGUAUUCCAUUGCUUCAAAUGAUACCGUUGUUUUAAAGUUUCCUACAGGCAGGAAAAAAUACAAUAUCAUCAUAAAUGAGUUCCUGCUGCUGAAGUAUCUGUCCGAUCCCUCGGCGCCACGCAACAACCAUAUCAUACAAACAUUGGGUGUCACGUAUUUGACAAAGACUAAUUUCAAGAAUUUUAGAAAUGGCGAGCUGGUGCCAGCAAUUGCAUUGCACAGGUGCACUAUGGACCUGCAAAAUUACUAUGUGGAAUUGAACGGCAAGUUGGAUUACGCUGCUGCACCUAAUGGCAACGGAUUGAAGCGAUGCAAGGCUGCAUGGUGGAGGAUACUGGAACAUGCUUUGCAAGCAUUGGCUUUCUUGAAAAUGAAAAAGAUACUGCAUACCGACAUUAAAACUGCAAAUGUCUUAGUGGACAUAGCAGACAAUGGCCCCAUUUUUUAUAUAUCGGAUUUUACUUCGGCGGUAUUGUUGGAUCAAGAGCAAGGCGCCCUGGAGAUUGAACACAGCAUUUUCACAACUUUGGAAUACUGUUCCCCAGAACUUUUGCUGAAGUUUCGUGCUCACAACAGCAACAAGAGUGCUCCGGUACCCGAGGACAAACAUGAUUCGGUCGGUUGGGAGUCGUAUUAUAGAAGAGAUUUUUACUCGCUAGGACUGUGUCUAUUGGCAUUCAUUGUAAAUAAUGAACCCUAUAAGAAAAUUAAGGAUUUGAAGUUCCAUGCAGCGCAGAACAUCACGUCCUCAUUCGAAAGUAAUCAAUGGUUACUAAACAUAAUACUUCAAAAUACUCCUAUUAAAUUUAAUAUUCAAUAUGAUAGUCAUCUCUCAAACAAUAAACAAUUCGAAACGUUCUGGCAACAAGAAUUGGAUCUGUUGAAAAAAAUUCUUCAAAAUAAAAUAUCACUUGAAGAUUGCAUUACUUUAGUUAAACGGUAUGAUUCAGAUAUGGGGAAGGCUACUUAA